Suillus fuscotomentosus is the source of this 660-nucleotide messenger RNA. RefSeq lists its product as uncharacterized. The record is from RefSeq and is a predicted model, not a curated record. The transcript has a single exon. NCBI's taxonomy places the organism in Eukaryota, Fungi, Basidiomycota, Agaricomycetes, Boletales, Suillaceae. The coding region runs from base 1 to 660 and encodes 219 amino acids.
AUGCACCCUCGUCCCUUCGCCAAUGACGAAGAAGCCUUAAUUUCAGAGUUUGCAAUACGCAAACUGGACAAAGGUCAGUAUAUAGAACUGUACUACUGGACGAAUCAUGGACUCGACGAUGCAAUGGUCAACUACCAUACUCGUGACGACGAUAGCUUAGUUCCUACCACCGGCGAAGACGGUUCCACAGUUUGGAUAAGCUCUGCAUCCUCUAAACCGGCAUCAGGCGUCAUAGUGGAUAGACACUUAUCCCCAGCAGAUUUCGCACAAGCUAUUCCUCACAUAGUCGCGGCUCUAGAAGAGCGCGACUGGCCUCAACAACGUGUGCUGAUGCUCGCCCAAUUCUGGGGAGCCAUCAUGCUACAUCGUUACUGGAACUCUCGUGACUCAUUAGCUCAACGAGCCAUCAUGCUAUUCCAGGAAGAGCAAUGCAGAGCGUGGCACAACACUAUUCCAUCCUCAAAAGGUGCUUGGGAUAUUUCAGUCAUUGAUGAGCCAACCCUUGCGCGCACCUUUGAGCAGGUUUAUCGUGCCUCGCUCAUUCGUUCUGAUGUGCACAGACAAGAUACUCAGGUUAGCACCUCCUUUUUCAAUUACUUUGAAAUCUUUCUAAUUGCAUUCCCUUUCUCCUCACAAUCACAUCAAACCAACCGCGUUUAA